Dromiciops gliroides (monito del monte) is the source of this 471-nucleotide messenger RNA. RefSeq names its product ribosome biogenesis protein NSA2 homolog. The record is from RefSeq and is a predicted model, not a curated record. The transcript is spliced from 2 exons. Gene Ontology annotation, biological process: maturation of 5.8S rRNA; maturation of LSU-rRNA. Gene Ontology annotation, cellular component: nucleolus; preribosome, large subunit precursor. NCBI's taxonomy places the organism in Eukaryota, Metazoa, Chordata, Mammalia, Microbiotheria, Microbiotheriidae.
AUGAUUAAACAAAUGGGAAAAGAGAAAGCUGGUAAAUGGGAAUUGUCCUUGCCAAAAGUUUAUGCCCAGAGAGAAACAGAAGUGUUAAAAGUUAUUUGUACAAGGAAGAAAAAGGAGGCUUGGAAGAGAAUAGUUACUAAAGUCUGCUUUAUUGGGGAUGGCUUUACUUGAAAACCAUAAAAAUACAAAAGAUUCAUUAGGCUAAUAGUUUUGUGUUUUAAGAAGGCUCAUGUAACUUAUCUUGAACUUAAAGCCACUGUUUGCUUACCCAUACUUGGUGUGAAGAACCCCUCAUUUCCACUAUAUAUAACUUUGGGUCCCCAUGUCAUUACCAAAGGUAUUGUCACUGAAGUGAAUGUUAGUGACUUGAGCCUUAGGACACAAAGAGGUAAAAAUAUCUGGGAAAAAUAUCUACAGGUUACCACCAAUCUGGAAAAUGAAAGAUGUAUAAAUGCUGUCUUGCUUGUUUGA